Messenger RNA from Magnusiomyces paraingens, 996 nucleotides. RefSeq lists its product as uncharacterized. The transcript has a single exon. NCBI's taxonomy places the organism in Eukaryota, Fungi, Ascomycota, Dipodascomycetes, Dipodascales, Dipodascaceae. Bases 1 to 996 code for a protein of 331 amino acids. The record is from RefSeq and is a predicted model, not a curated record.
AUGGCUCUUGAACUUGCAAUUUCUCCAAUUAUGAUUCCCUUGGCUGUUGCAGAAGCCACUCUGUGCCAUUUUCACCGGCAAUCGAGUCGAUACAAUCCCAAUUGUGUACCGAUUGAUACAAGUAACACACGGCUAUAUACUGUGGUCCCACUAAAGCCUACAGCCCUACCCACGGGGGUUUUGAAUAAGCUUUUGGCCAAGGAUGAAGUGUUUCAAGUUAUUGACGUUGAAACUGGGGUUGCAGUUUAUGAGUUUCGUGCUACUUCCAAGUACUCAAAAGCCAUUUUUGAUUUUGUAGAGGCUUAUAAACCAUCAAUAAAGACUGUUCCAUUGGGAGUUGAUGCAUCUGGAACUUCCUCCACAGUUAAUAAUGAUGAUGAAAAAGUAACAGAUUUACCCCCCAUUGCUACAAUCAGUGCAGGCAUUUGGAGUACAAUUGAUUUUAAUAAGUCUGCAAACAAUAUUGGUAUGCCUCAUUUUUACCAAGGUGUAAAUCAAAUUUCACACCAGUCUGAUUUUUUAGACAAUUAUCGAGUAUUUGAGCUGUCGGAUGGGAAUAUCUAUCAGUGGACUAAGCGUGGUAUGUUUUUGGAACGGGUUUAUAACUUGGGACAAAAGGAUAGUGAGAUUCGUGAACGUUGUGGUGGUGUUAUGAUGGGUAAUGUUCGACGGUUUUAUGAGUCUCGGGGCCAAUCAUUUAAUGGUGAUUAUUCAGGUAUUGGUCAAGCUAGUCAAGCUGGCCAACUACCAAUUCCACAGCAACAGCAACAGCAACAGCAACAGCAGGCUGACUUUUUUGCUGUAGUUGGAGGGUCUGGAACUGGGUUUUCGAUUGAGAUUGAUGAGAGCAAGGUUGACCGAGAAGUAGCGCUUAUGACUGCCAUGGUGAGCUUUUUAGAUCACUGGAACACACUUUUGGGUGUUGGCGGGGUUUACUACAAACUUAAGACUGGCGGUGCAGGUGAAGUUCCCUGGCGCCGUAUUUCUCGUCACUAA